Molecule: messenger RNA, 1201 nt
Organism: Chelonoidis abingdonii (Abingdon island giant tortoise)
Lineage: Eukaryota; Metazoa; Chordata; Testudines; Testudinidae
Source: RefSeq, a predicted model, not a curated record
AUGGGGAAGGGGCUGUUGGGGGUUCCCCCGCCCCCCCAAUCGCUGCCUGUGCCCCUCACCCUGCUGUCGGGGCGGCUCUCGUUCCAGGACAGCUCCGGCCUGAAGCUGUGGAAGCGACGCUGGUUUGUGCUGGCUGAUUACUGCCUCUUCUACUACCGAGACAGCAGGGAGGAGGCAGUUUUGGGGAGCAUCCCGCUCCCCAGCUACGAGAUCCGGCCGCUGCCCGGGGAGGGGAAGAGCCGAAGAUUCACAUUCAAGGCUGAGCACCGGGGGAUGCGGACGUACCACUUCAGCGCGGACACCCAGGAGGACAUGAAUGGCUGGAUCCGAGCCAUGAGCCAAUCUGCUGCCGCCGAGAGUGACCCCAGCACCAUCAGGAGCCGCCCCCCCCAGCUGCUCAGCCGGCCGGUGCCCCCGCCCUCCCGUCUCUUCGAGGAGAUCCGGCCGCUCACGCCCGACCUGGGUCCCACCAAGAGCGUCGAGUCCUUGGAAAUUGCUCGGCUCUCGGAGCCCCACUCGUCUGCGGAGAGUCUGUCUGUGACGGGCCAGGGGGUGCAGGGCGAGGGGGGGCCCCGGCCCAGCGGCCCUGCCCCACCCCCCAGCCCGGUCAAUGGGGAAGGGCUCGGGGGGGAGCUACAGGGCCUAAGCUCUCUCCCGUCCCGCAUCCUGUGGGGCCAGGAGCCCUCGGCAGCCACACGCCCCCAUCCUGGCCCCCCCAGGCCCUCCCCACCCGCCUGCCCCCCUGAAUCUGAACAGCCCCUCCUGGAGCCCCCCUCCCCCUGGGAACCCUCCGCAGAUGCCCAGUCCCACGUCCGCUCCUCCCGUUCCUACUCCCUCCCCCCUACCCCUGCCGAGCUCAGGGGGAUGCGGGGGCGCCAGGGGGGAGCAGGGGCCUCCUCCAUGAGGGUCCGAGCCCCUGAGCUGGCUGUGUCCUGCGAAGAGCUCCCCCUGCUGGUCCAAGCAGGGUCCAGCCUGGCCCGGCCCCACACCCCCGUGGGGCGGGUGGAUAUCGCCCCUGGGGGGGCCGCACGGGGCAGCAGGACCCUCCCUGGGCGCCCCCAGACCCCUGCCAACCGCUACGAUGUGCGGCCCUCCGAGGAGCCCUGUGCCCAGCCCGCUGGGCGCUACCCCCACAGCCCCCACCCCAGCCACUGCCUGGUGCGACCCGGGACCCUGGCGGAGGAGAGCCCCUCGCAGACGG